Molecule: messenger RNA, 8132 nt
Organism: Cydia pomonella (codling moth)
Lineage: Eukaryota; Metazoa; Arthropoda; Insecta; Lepidoptera; Tortricidae
Product: protein lin-10-like
Exons: 25
Coding region: 634-4044 (1136 amino acids)
Biological process (GO): chemical synaptic transmission
Cellular component (GO): dendritic spine; cytoplasm; plasma membrane
Molecular function (GO): protein binding
Source: RefSeq, a predicted model, not a curated record
UUUUAAUUUAAGAUCUGUUUAAAAAAGUGUACAAAAAAACAACAAUUAAUCAAGCCCCUUGCGAGGGAAAUAAAUGGCUUAAACCAAGUGUGUCGGAUCGAGCCGGAAUGCAAGGUUAAUGGUUACUCGUUACACAAGCGGCGAAUUGUCAAUGUCUGGCAGUCGCUUUCGUAAAACUAGUGCCUACGCCAUUUAGAUUGCCAAAGUGAACCCCAGGCUCAAGAUUCAAUAAGGUAACCGGGCGAAAACAGCCUAUUAUACCAAUAAAAUAGCCAGAAGGUUCUGCUUUGACAGAUCAAAGCUUUUGUUUUCCCGAUUGAAAACCGAAAAACAUUUGACACGCUACGAAUCCAUCCUUACGCAGGGCGUAGCGCAUGCGCGUAGCAGCCGCGCCGCGCCGCAGUCGCCCUUCGCGCGCCGCCCGCUACGCACGUAGCUGACGCGUAGCGCUACGCGCCCGCAGUGACGUGUGGUGUAGUGUAGUGUAGCCUUGUGACGUCCAAGUGUAAAAUGUAAUGACGUGUCGAUAAAUGUAAUAACUUCAAGAUGCGGAUAAAGCGCUUCCCAGGUGUAACGCAGAAGGAAUGUUGAAAAAAGUGCCAACGCGGGUGCAGGCGUGAGGCUGGCGGCGACAUGAGCGCGGUGCGGGACGCGGGGGACUCCACGCCGGGCUCCGACGUCACGCGGCUGUUCCCCAAGUGCCGGCCGAGGAUGCACCGCCACGACAGGUUAAACUCCGGUCUGGAGGGCCGGGAGCACAGCAUCAACAACGUUUCCUCGGACGAAGAGCGCGAGAGCCAACUGGUGAUACUCAACUCCAAGGGAAGCGCCUACAAACUUAGAGAUUCUAGGAUAAUAGAAAUAGCAGGCGGUCGAGAGCUCUACUCGCAGAGUCGAACCAAAGCGGUUCGGAAGCUAAGACACAGCAACACGCAGAAACAUAACCUUCGGAACAAGGUGCGCUCUCUGGGCAAGGACACACUUGACUAUUCGGAUAAUCUUAGUAACGAGAUAUCCUUGCACAGGCUAAACAAUGAGCCCAAAAAAAUGAUAUCACGCCACACGUCACCGACAUACACAAACGGGGACCGGGAACCCAUCAUAGAAGAGACGAUGGGGAUUCCUAAAAACAGUUCACCAAUUCUGGACCCCCAUAAAACGAAUGACGUGAGCACUAAGAGUAGCCCCAUAGCGGUCGUUGCGGACGGAGAGGUCGUCGUUUUUGACGGUAACGAGGACUGGAAAGUGACAUUGAAUUCUGUGUCCCUAGGUCUUCGGAUGGACCCGGAUGCUAGUGAUCACGAGAUCGAUCUGAGUGUAAAAAGGACUUUAGACAAUAUGAAAAAUGGUGACAGUGAUGUGAUGAACAAUAAAAGUGAGUUAAGUGAGAGUGAGUCGAGUCCCGGGGAGGAACGGAGUGAUGCAAGCCCUUCUGGUGUUUGGAUGUCAGAGGACGAAGAUAAGGGGAGGGUCACAAGGGUGAUUGGGGAGUUGCCUAUAGCUGAAUAUGAGGGGUCACCGCGGAGAUAUGGCAUUGGCAGUCAAAAACAGACUGUCAGGUCGCCGAGGCCUGGAUUUCCGCAGCGCAUAGUGACAGAGAGCAGAGACGUGACGCCGCCGUCAGGGUCAGCAGCAUUCGACUACCUGUACGAGUUCUCCGAGACACGGAAGGUUCUCGAGGAGUUCUUCAGAUGUCCCGCGGUAGCUGGCCAUGCGCAGCUGAACAGCAACGACGAGAUUGUUAAUUUUCAGGAGUUAGAUUACGAGCUCCGCCGUCAAACGCAAGACUGUCCGUCGGAGAACGGAGUUGAGGGAAGCGACGCGGAGUGGCCGCACACGGAUACCUUAGAUUCACCACACACUGCGCACAAUCACACCAAUUUCUUAGGAUUACAGCAACAACGCGAGAGUUACGGCGAGCCCAACGUCGCGGCCCUCCGGGUCGGGUCAGCGUGGAGCGGCUCCGCGUCCCCCGCCGCCCCGCCGCCCCGCACCCGCGCUCCCCUCGCCUUGUCUCCUGAGACAAGCGACGAGGGUAGUGAUCUCUCGCUCAUCAUCAUGGAGAAUGAGCUGAGCGAGAUGAAAGUUCAAAUGGACGCAAGUCGCGUGGUGGUGACGCACCUGCCCAUCGUGGAGGACGGGCUGUCCUCCGGCCACGCCUCCGACAAUGACAAUAAUAAUCAACUGCCGACCUUACAACAGUCGCAUUCUUCAGUAAUAAUCGAAGAGAUAGUGGAGAAUGGAACAAGUGCGGAGGCUCACGUGCUCUCUGACGCCGACCUACACUCGUUGGAUCCUUUAGCGGCGUGCAGCGAGGUGUCCCCGCCGCCGCCCGCGCCCGCGCCGCACCGCCCCGCCGACGAGCCCGAGCGCGCGCCGCACGCGCCGCACGCGCCGCACCCGCCGCACCCGCCGCACCCGCCGCACCCGCCGCACGCACCGCACGCGCCGCAUGUACCACACGAUGACUAUACCAAUAGCAGGAAAAGGCCAUCGUCAGCGCAGAGUACAGACUCCGUGGAAAUCAAACCUGCGAGUGGGGAUGAAGAUGAAGCGGACACGGAUCUGGAGACUGACAGGCUAUUAGGGCAGCAGAGGACGGACGACCAGGGAUUCUUCGACGACAAGGGAUGGCGCAAACCGAAAUCGCGUACAGUUAUGCCAGCGGGCAGCGUCUCCGGCGGCGCGCGGUCUCCUCCACACGACGAUCAGGACGAGACUCAUCAUAAUGGGAAAGAUAAAGAUGGAAAAAAGAAAAGCAAAAACAAAGAAGACAUGCGUUCAGUUCUCAUCGAAGGCGUAUUAUUCCGCGCGCGCUACCUCGGCUCAACCCAACUGGCCUGCGAAGGGCAGCCCACGAAAGCCACCAGGAUGCUCCAGGCCGAGGAGGCGGUCUCCAGAAUCAAGUGGGGCUGCGAGGGCCCGUACUCCGGCGUGUACGCGGCUCCGGCCGCCGUGUUCCGGCUCAGCUUCCUGGGCUCGGUCGAGGUGGACGAGGACAAGCGGCGCAGAAAACGCCUCAAGAAGAACAUGGUGGAGGAGGCGGUCAAUAAGAUUAAGGCUCCCGAAGGUGAAAAUCAGCCUAGCACAGAAGUAGAUCUCUUUAUAUCGACGGAGAAAAUCAUGGUCCUGAACACAGAACUGAAAGAAAUCAUGAUGGACCACGCUCUCCGGACCAUUUCGUACAUAGCUGAUAUAGGAGACCUGGUGGUUCUUAUGGCGAGAAGAAGAUUUGUGCCGCACGAGACGGACUCUGAUCAACCAAAACUGAACAGGACGCCGAAGAUGAUUUGCCAUGUUUUUGAGAGUGAAGAGGCGCAAUUCAUUGCACAAUCCAUCGGCCAAGCCUUCCAAGUGGCAUACAUGGAGUUCCUCAAAGCGAACGGGAUCGAGGACCACAGCUUCGUCAAAGAGAUGGAUUAUCAAGAAGUGUUAAAUAGCCAAGAGAUCUUCGGAGAUGAAUUACAGAUGUUCGCCAAGAAGGAGCUGCAGAAGGAGGUGGUGGUGCCGAAGACCAAGGGGGAGAUUUUGGGGGUGGUGGUGGUGGAGUCGGGGUGGGGCUCCAUGUUGCCGACGGUGGUCAUCGCUAACCUGGCACCAGCGGGCGCGGCGGCGAGGUGUGGCCAGCUCAAUAUAGGUGAUCAAAUAAUCGCAAUAAACGGCGUGAGCCUAGUCGGACUGCCGCUCUCCACGUGUCAGACGUAUAUCAAAAACUCGAAGAACCAAACGGUAGUGAAGCUGACGGUGGUACCGUGUGCGCCCGUGGUGGAGGUCAAGAUCAAACGGCCUGACACCAAGUAUCAGCUCGGGUUCAGCGUGCAGAAUGGAGUGAUAUGCAGCUUACUCCGCGGCGGCAUCGCCGAGCGCGGCGGCGUGCGCGUCGGCCACCGCAUCAUCGAGAUCAACUCGCAGAGCGUCGUUGCCGUUCCGCACGAGCGAAUCGUAAAUCUACUAGCGACCUCUGUGGGCGAGAUCCUAAUGAAAACGAUGCCGACAUCAAUGUUCCGUCUGCUGACGGGCCAGGAAAACCCCGUGUUCAUAUAAGCGCCGCCGCGCGACACAAGUGCCUGCUUACGAUAUUACACGCCCAUUAAUGUUGGCCCUGUCAUGGCUUCACUUUAAAACAGAUAAAAAAUUUAAGGGCGUACGAAAAUUUGAUAUACGGUCGACACCUGGAUGGUUGUCUGUGGCAAUAUUUUCCAAUCUGUGGAAGUCCCUAUAUAAGAAAAUCGCAGUCUUGUAAAAUAAACAAAACAGGGCCGCCUUAUAACCGCGAAAAUCGAAGUCGAUGGCGGGCAUUUUUCUAUGUCACACUAAUUACGUCUUAAUGAGAGUAAAAGAGAAAGAUCCCCGCAAUUUGCGAAUCUCGCUUUUCGCGUUAGGUACCCAGAUUACCAACAGCUGAAAGCUGUCGCCAUUUAUUUUAGCGGGCAGAACAUUGAAAUACAAUAUCAUUGGGCGUCAGUCUAUCUGACAGAUGUCCGUUACCAUAGACAAUCUGGGUCCCGAUUCAGAUAAUGUAUACUGAUACACUGGGUGUGUUUUGUUGUAUGCUUUGUCUGUAGAAAAAGGCGCGAAAUUCAUUUUCUAUGGGAGGUUAAGCCAUCGCACAUUUUUUUUUAAUAUGCCGCUUUUUCUGCUGACAAAUGGAAACUGCCUGUAAAACCGAAGAGGUAGUUUCUUAUUGUUGCUUUUCCUUAAUUUAUAAAAUAAUUAAGUAAUUUGUUUGGUACAUACGUACGUGUGUAUUGUUGAUAUUGCGUACGACAUAAGAAAAAAAUGAAUCUGUAAUUUAAAAAAAAAUUGCGUGUUGUAUUUAUGAAUCUCAAGAACGACUAAAAAUAAUUUACUUAAUAACUUCUCUUUUUUUUGCUUUUUUUUUUUUAAAUGAACUAAGAAAAACUUUGAACGUGGCGCCUAUCGUGUGGCGCAUCAUCUUGAACCUUAUCGGUGCACGAAGGUUGAUAUCGGACUGUAGCGGCGCGCGUCAGUCGACGUCUUUGGCGGUCAAAAGGUGAAACUCAAGUCGAAAUACAACGCACAUACUAUUUAUUAUGCUCUAUUUUCUAUAGUAUAUAGUUCGUGUCAUCCACGAUGACGCGCAGAUUUGUCAAAUCUAACCUUCAAUAAAAUAACAAUAUGAGUCACGCGUCUUCGUGAAUGACACGAUCUAUAUACAAAGUGACGGUGACAGGGCCCAACAACUAGCUUAGCCUGAAAAUACUCGAAAUCCCGCGCGAAACGUGACGACAGAACGGGACGCUUAAUAAAUGCUUAUGUGGCUGAAUAAGGUACUUAGGAUAAGUUGUGUAUCUCUCUAAUAACACUUGCAUUUACUGAAACGGGAUUUUUUACGUAUCACUUUAAUAGGAGCAACUAAUAGUCGAGAAAUUGCCUAAAUAACUCUACGUCACUUUCUUUAGUAAAAAGGCGUAACUUGGAUUGUAUCGCAGUGGCUAAUUCCGUGAUUCUUAACACAUUCACUGCCAACGUUUUCGUAGUGCUACGCUCGUAGCUGGGAUCGGCUUUUUCCCGCUUUGUAGACGAAAGCCGCUACGGACAAAGAAUCCGCCGAAUGGGCGUUCAAUGUGUUAAGAGGAAUUCCUAGCUGAGCAACAUCAAAUCUCGAAUUUUUGAUAAAAAACAACUGCAGCUCGGACUAAACUUCCCACGCAAAAAAAUCGAGGUUUCGCUCUCGACUGUUUCCUCCUCCAAAACGCAACCAAUCAUUAUGAAAUUUUGGAACCUGCAAGUGGAAGAAAUAAUCUAUGCCGCUAUAUUUUGAUUUUUUUGAUAUUUGUUGUUAUAUUUGUAUACUGCGCCUUUUUUUGCAGCCAAUUCAAUUGAGCCGUUUUUGCGAUUUUAGAGGCGCUGUAAAUUUCUUCAAAAUAAAAUAAUUCAAAAAAGCAAAACAUAGCACAGAUAUUGAUGAUAUUGAUCUUAUUUGAAAAAAAAAAUCAUUGCUGUACUUUAAAAAUCCAGGGAGGAAACAGUCGCGAGCGUUUGUAUGGAAAAAUCGCAACUAGGAAUUCCUCUUAAGAAAAGAGCGAAGUGUGUUGCAGAUAUUAUUGGAUAUCAUAAGACUUAUCACAAUACUAUAUGGAUUGACUUUUGUAACCUUUUCUCAGAUACGUAAAUUGGAAAUCCCUAACGCUUACACUGGGAUCUGAUAAAGAUAGAUAUGAUGACUGAUUCUGCAGUGGCAGUAUGGUUCCAUUUUUAUCGCUUGUCACUAUGCCCGUCACUUUCACGCUUACAUACUUGUUAGAACGUGACAGGCAUGGUGACAAAUGAUAAAGAGCCGACUAUCUUAGCCCUACUGCUGUUGUAUCAUGUUAGUUUAAUUUUACCGUUUUUUAAACUUUUUAACUAACACUUUUCUUGAUCUACGUGUUUAUUUGAAUAAACAUCCAAAUUAAUAAUUAGGUACAAUAGACGUGAGGCGGUUAAAAGGUUAAAAAAUGUUGCCAGCAUAUUUUGAGAUCACUGAAAUUUCAGGUCAUUAUCUAAGGCAAGUAAAUGCAAGUGUCAGUCCUUUGAUUGACUAUGUGUAUUUAUAUUUAUACCAGUGUUAUGAAAAGGUUCGAGUGUUAUCAAGCUGUUAUAAAACCCACGUUAUUAAUAUUAGUAAAAUGUUACAAUUCAUUUUGAUGUUUAUAUGACUUGACAAUAUUAUUGAUCACUACUUGACUAAUUUUUUUUUUUAAUUAAUAAAAUUUAUUAUUUGUUCUUGACUAAAUUGGUUCCUUAAUAAAUAAAUUGAAUAAAUUACUGUUGAAACUAUUGUAACUCAUUUGACUAGUGUGGUAAUUUUAUUUGACUUGAAUCUACGCUCAAACCUUUUCAUGACACGAAUUUAUACUCCAUUAAUUAAAUGUACCUAAUAGAUUGAAUAUUACAUACCCCAUUCAUAUCUGCUUAGUUUGUAAUUGUAAUAUUUUUCAAAUAAACGCCGGAUAUAGGUACAUUAUAUUAACGUACAUAUUAGUUGUCAAGUAAAGUAAAAAAAAAAUUACGCCAUUUUUGAUCAGAGACUUUGUGUUGCCAUACUUGUCGAAUAUUUUUCCUAAGUUUUGUAUUAAGUAAUAUAUAUUAAUUAAUCUCUGCCAUUAUUUUGUAAUAAUUAUUGUUUUUUUUUUUAUAUUUUCGCCUCAUCAUUCCAUGACUUAUUGAUCAUCGACAGUAAUCAAUAAUUUCGUUAAGUUUAUAGAAAAAUAUAUAUUGAUAUUUUAUUUUAAUUGAAUAGAGAGAACGCUCCAGUAUUUUGAGAAAAUAAAUUAUAGAUUUUGAACGUCAUAUAUGCACCAUUGAACAAAAUGUGAUUACGUUACAAUUUUCUUUCGAAUUAGAAACUGUUGUACAUUUGUAGUAUGUGGUUUGAAUCCAUGAAAAACAAAUUUUAAGACAAGACAUCUUUUAAACGUCUAUCGAUGUGUUAAGACCAUUCUACCGUGAUUAUAUUUAAAAAAUGAAUUGAUUAGUGGAUAUAGUAAUGGAUGAAAGCAUUAUUUCGUGUAGCAUUUCAAAAGAUAUAUCAUAUUUUGUAAAUUUUAUAGUGUCGCUAUAGCAUUACUAUGUAACCUAUAAUAUAAUGUAUGUCCUAUGUUCUUAGCUAGGCUUAGCGCUCUGAGGACGCGUUCUAAUAUUUAUUUAUGUAUAAAUAUUUACUAAAUUGACUAAAUCGUCAUUAUAAGACCAUUAGAACCCUUAACAUCUUGCUUGUAUUAUCCCUAUGGAGUUUUUUGACCUUAUCUAUACUAAAUCCAUACACGUUAAUUUUACCUCUCUGCCGGCGUCUUUUAUGCCUUUUGUAUCGCCAUUUCUCUCACUCCCAAUUUCCCUGUUGUAAAUUUAAAUUAUCCCAGAUUUAACUAUAAUUUCGGACGCUGGCAACACCAUUCAAACAUUAUCGAUGUUCAAGUUAAUAUUAUAUCAUAGUCUGAUGUAAUUUUAUAUUGCCAGCUGUUGUGAAUAAGAUUUAUUUACAUUGAGACAGAUAAUAAGUAUAGCUUUUAUCGUGGGAGCUGGUAUGGUAGGUACACUGUAACAUGUGAAAUAACUAUUGUUGUUUUCAUUUCUAAGAGUAUUAUUCUAGUCUGCAUUAAAGUUAAGAAUAAACUGAACAAACUGGU